ACAAUGAAGAAAGCAGUACUGCUAGUUGUCCUAGCGAUAUCUUCUAUCUCCGCUCAUAAUAUCCUAUGCAUCUUCCCAGCACCGUCUCGAAGCCAUGCCACACUGGGUAGAGGCAUCGUUAAUACUUUACUACAAGCUGGACAUCAGGUAACAUGGGUGACAGCGUAUCCAGAUAAAUCUAGCAACAAAAACUUAAGGCAGAUUGAUUUGCCUCAAUCUAGAGAAAUAGUAAAUGCCAUGGAUGUUACUAGUGAAGGACGUAUGAGCGUUUCUUUGGUGCGAGAGUUCGCAAGAAACAUAUCCAUCGCAGCUUUAGAGUCGCCUGAACUAAGGAAUGUUUUAAUUAAUGAGAAAUUUGACGCAGUUGUCAGUGAAUGGUUUUUCUCUGACGUGGAAUCAGGAUAUGCAGCGGUCCAGCAAGUGCCUUGGAUUUUAUUGAGUGGUGUAGUGAUGCAUCCAUAUAUGGAGUUCCUAGUCGACAGUGUGCGCUCUCUGCCAGUCACUCCCUUCAUGAUGAACGACUUCCCUGUGCCCAUGAGUCUCUGGGAUCGUCUAUUUAAUACCUUCAGCUUUGGCAUGUUUAUGUUUGGCAACUGGCAAGAUAGUUCAAGAGCAGAGGCGGAUUAUGAUAAAUAUUUCGCACCAAUUGCGAAGGCGCGCGGUGUGCCCCUACCACCGUUGUCCAUCUCACGUCAUAAUAUCUCUAUAAUGUUGGUUAAUUCUCACUCUUCGUUUGCGCCGGCGCAGCCCCUACCACCAAAUGUGAUCGAGAUCGCCGGAUACCAUAUAGAAGAGACCACACCACCGUUGCCAAAGGAUUUACAAGACCUUCUAGAUUCUUCUCGGAAUGGCGUGGUCUACUUCAGUAUGGGAUCAGUUCUGAAGUCGGCUGCACUCCCAAGAAAAACAAAGCAAGAGCUGUUGAAAGUCCUGGGAUCACUACCUUAUACUGUACUUUGGAAAUUCGAAGAGCAAUUAGAAGGUCUACCUAAGAAUGUACACAUCAGACCUUGGAUGCCGCAAGCCAGUAUUUUAGCGCAUCCUAAUGUAAAAUUAUUUAUAACACACGGGGGGCUUUUAAGCACAUUAGAAUCAUUACGGUAUGGAGUGCCAUUGCUCGGUGUGCCAGUGUUCGGAGACCAGCCCGGGAACGCGCUACGAGCGAUGAGGUCAGGAUAUGCUAGGAAAGUCACCUUCUCACCAGACAUGGCGCCGGAGCUGGAGAAGGAAUUGAAACAUAUGCUAGCUGAUGACAAAUAUUAUAAUAAAGCUAAGGAACUAUCGAAGUUAUUCAACAGCCGGCCAGUCACUCAGAGACAGCUCAUAUCUCAUUAUAUACAGCUGGCUAUCGACACUAAAGGAGCAUAUCAUCUUCGUUCGAAAAGUCUAUUAUACAAAUGGUACGAACUUUGGAUGUUAGACCAGCUAGCGAUAGUCGUCGCUAUUUUACUCCUUCUGUAUCUACUUCUAAAGAAGAUUAUAAGCGCACUAACGAAGAAGAAUAUAAAAGAAGUGAAAAAGAGCAAGAAGAAUAAAUAAUUUAUUUAGUUAAUGAAACCCUAGAACCUAGAACUAUAGUUUGUCUAAAUAAGAUAGAUUAGUUU
Papilio polytes (common Mormon) is the source of this 1604-nucleotide messenger RNA. Its product is annotated as UDP-glucuronosyltransferase 3A1-like. The transcript has 9 exons. Lineage: Eukaryota; Metazoa; Arthropoda; Insecta; Lepidoptera; Papilionidae. The record is from RefSeq and is a predicted model, not a curated record. The coding region runs from base 4 to 1539 and encodes 511 amino acids. Gene Ontology annotation, molecular function: UDP-glycosyltransferase activity.